UUCUUCCGCAGGACGACCACCGUCCUCCGCCCUGACUUGUCUCUUAAGUUCUCUUUCCGGAAGAGCGUUUGGAAGUGCUGAAGAGUGACAGGAGGCGUUGCUGGUGAUGUCGCUCCCGAGAACGCCCCCCACCUCCUUAACCUCCGUGUCAGCCCCGGAAGGGAGAAGGUUAAAACCAGCUGUGGCCAAGGGAGAGACAGGAGGCCUUCCUGAGCUAAGGGGGAAGAAAAGCAUGCUAGAGCAUCCCGGAGCCCUGCCCGCAGGCCUCAGCAAUGAGUCCAUCCCCGAGGAGGUGCUGCUGUCGCUGGCCUACGCGGCCGACGCUGGGCCCUGUCCCGAGUACUUGCUGCCUCUGAAGAAGACAAAAAGCCCGAGGGGCACUCUUCCACGCCCUGUAGACCGCGUCUGGCAUCACCCUGUUCGAAGGGAUAAAUUCAGAUACCUCAUUGACCAUCCGGUGUCCCUCACAGGAGCUGGAAGGGACAUUUCUUUCCUGUAUGAUGUUAAACACACGGAAGGCAAGGUGCAGGAGAACGCACUUUGUCCCCCAGCUCCGGACCGGUCACCACCAUCGCAUGAUGGCGCCAUUGUGCCCCGUAAGCCAAAAACCCUAAUGGAUACUUUGGUUCCUGAGGAAUUCCAUAUUGUGUCAAGUACAGGAGUCUCAGGUUUGGAGUGUUACGAUGACAAAUACACGACUCUCCUUACGGAUAGUGAAAACAGGCUGUUGCUCUUCCCAUCCAUGAAACCAAAUAAAAGAGUAGAGGUGGUCCAGCUCAGUGAUGUGAUGGAUGCUAUGUUAGAGAGGGCUACUGUGGAAAAUCAAGAAUACUCAGGACCAACCAAGAUGCAUCAGCUGCUGCACAUGCUCAGGAAGGAACAGUCCAUCUACAACACCGUGUUCCAUGAACUGAUUCGGCAAGUCAGCGUCGACUGUGCGGACAGAGGAGAGCUGUUGUCCAAAAUACGGGAGAGGUACGUGCAGAUGCUUGACCAGAUUGCCCGGCACAUGAUCGACUUCUACAAGGACUUGGUGACGCAGCGCGUGAUGGACCAGCGCAUCUUACAAGAAUUAUAUAAUUUCAAGAACGUGAUCGAGGAACUGACCAGGGAAUUGUGUCUAGUUCGGGCACAUGACAUGAAAUUAACAAAGGAAGCAGAGAAGGCCCAUAAGGAUUUGGCUCAAGCUCUUUUGGAUGCUGAAAAGAACGCCAAAAUUGUAGAAGAAUACCACGAAUUAUAUUCAUUGCAAAGAGGAAGGAUGGAGAGUGAUAUUAGACAAUUAAUGGCAGAAAGAGACCACUGGAGCUCAGCUACCCAUGAACUGGCCCUAAAGGUAAUUGAAAGAAAUAAAGUCAUAUUGGCACAAAGACUUUACCUCAAUGAAAAAGCCUGGAAUAAAUAUACUAAACAUUUCAUCAUACUGCUCUCAACCAAGGAUACUGCAGACCUUGCAAUGCUGCAGAAGUUGACACAGAAGUGGAGGAACUUAAUGAAUAAGUUUAAACAGGAGGUGGAGCAAACUGAAGAAUGUACCUUGGAGAAACUGAAACUUGUUCAGGAUGGCAUUAUCAAAUGGCAUCAAGUCUUGGUUGAUAAUCCUGGAAAAGAUAUGCUGCCCCAUAAUAAGAAAAAUGUAUUAGAAUUAGUUCUUCUGGAAUUCAAGCAGUGGCAAAAGAUGCUGACAGAGGAGAAAGCAAGGAUUUCUGGGGAAAUGGUAGUGUCAAGGCAUGAUAAUAUCAAGAUUAUUAGGCAUUUACAGGAAAACUGGGCAGAUGUUGGCCUUGGGAUAUUCAGUCGCCAUAGAAGCCUGGAAGGGGAGCUGCCCGCGGAGCAACAGUACAUGGAGGAAAUCCUGAAAAACAUAGACAAACUCUUCAAAGACUAUGAAACCAGAAUAAAUGGAGACCAUGGGGCCGCUAAAGUGGUUCCAAGUGUGAUUAGCGCUCUCGAAUUCUGUUCUUUCAAGUUGGAAAACAUCCUGGAGUUUCCUGAAACGUAUUUUGAAGAAUGGGUGGUAAUCAAUAGAAAAAUUAAUGAAAUGAGAUCUCAGUUGGAAGCACUAACGAAUAGUGUUGGUGCUGCUUCUCAGUUCGUGGAUGUGGAUUCUGGCUCGGGCCUCCAAGCACACAUAUACAGCCUGAUUCAACAAUGGCUUUUGAAGAUAAGCAAUGAAAUUAACAAUGGGAACAUUGAACUUCAGCGUCAUAUGGAUGAGUUGCACAUAUCUAUGACACAGUGGAUGGUAAAUCUACUCAUCUUGAUGGUUCCUGACUUUACUGACCAAUACGCUCUCCCAAAGUUAGAGGACGAAAGUGUUGAGAAACGCGACAUAGGAAUUGCUCAGUUGGAGAUUGAUGCAAUUGCACUGGCAAAGAGGUUGUCUCAGUAUUCCAGCCAUUUGAUCAGUUGUUGCAAAGGGAUGGCAACAGCAAUGGCUCUGAGCAAGGCAACUCACUUAGACAAAAAUCCUGCCAAGGAACUUGAGGAUCUGGAUAAAAUGAAGAAAGAAUGUUAUGAGUGGAUCAAUACCUGCUCUCACCUCGUGUCUGAUCUCAAAGGCAGAACUAUAAAACUGCUGACACACGAAGAGCUGCUGCAGCUCCUUGGAGAAGAGGAAGUUGCGAAAGAAUUGAUGGAGUCCAAAAUGAGUAAAGAUGUUAAAAGGGCAAAAGAAGAUAAGGAAGAGAAGAAACAUCAGGAGAAAGCAGAAGAGGAGCCUCCAACAGCUACAGAGAAGGAACAGAGAAUUCGAUCCAUUGGAGAAGAUGAAAAUGUUCAUUCCAAACCUCUCUUCGGAGCAGACAUACUGUCAUCCUGGAGAGAAUCAGCAAAGCAAGGCACGCUGGCCCAGAAGUAUCUGGAAGCAAUGGCUGUAAUUGAACACUUGCAGGAGAAGGUCAUGGAGGUUGAAAGCAGAGCCAGACUGGCAGAGGACAAGUUUGAGGAUGUCAACGAGCAACUUCAUUACACCCUGAUCAGGAACAAGGAUCUGGAGAAGGAGUUGGAGGAAAUGGUCAUGAAGACUAGAAAGAAGGAGGCUGAGGCCGAGGAGGACAAUGAAAGGGACAAGGAGGAGGGCAAGGAAGAUGAGGCCGAAGAAAAGGAAGAGGAGGAGAUCAAGCCAGCCGGAAGUGCCUCAAAGCCACUGAAGAAAGAAUCAUCCCGCAAGGAGGUCACUGGAGUCACAAAAUCCAAAAGCCGUGUUAGAUACACCAAGACCAAACCCAAGUAGCCCUGGUGGCGCCCCGGGGGUCACUGCGGCCAUGUCCACCGCACACGCCCUAGAGGGCACUGUGACACGCAGCUGAC
Ochotona princeps (American pika) is the source of this 3312-nucleotide messenger RNA. It is a transcript of the gene AXDND1, whose product is annotated as axonemal dynein light chain domain containing 1. Bases 107 to 3235 code for a protein of 1042 amino acids. NCBI's taxonomy places the organism in Eukaryota, Metazoa, Chordata, Mammalia, Lagomorpha, Ochotonidae. The record is from RefSeq and is a predicted model, not a curated record. The transcript is spliced from 25 exons.